AUGUCUCCACGAAUACAAGUGAUCUCAGACCUCCAUCUAGAAGUCAACAAUGAAUACACAUCCUUCAUUAUACCCCCCGCAGCCCCCUUCCUCGUCCUCGCCGGCGAUAUCGGCCAGCUAAUAGACUACGACGAGUAUCUGCACUUCCUCAACACUCAAUGCGCCCAGUUCAAACACGUCUACCUGGUACUUGGAAAUCAUGAAUUCUACGGCCUCUCACGACAAGAAGGGCUCAAGCUGGCUGCACGUCUUGAACAAGAGACACAACCCCACGGCAAACUAAGCAUACUCAACCGUCACCGCGCCGAACUGCCUGGCUUUCCCAACAUCGUACUAUUAGGCUGUACACUACACUCCAGAAUACCAUCUGAGUCCGUCGAUGCAGUGUUGAGCCGCGUCAGGGACUUCCAGCGUAUACUCGACUGGUCUAUAGCGGAUCACAACGCAGAGCACACGCAAGAUACGGAAUGGCUAGCGUACCAAAUCAGGACUAUCAAAGCUGAGACGGAGAAUGCUACUAUCAUCGUCAUCACGCAUCAUGCCCCUUGUGUUCAGGAGAGUAGCAGGCCCGAGCAAGUGGACAAUCCAUGGACAUGCGCAUUUGCAACGGAGUUGCUUGAUGGUACUACCGUAUUUUCUCAGGUCCAGCACUGGAUAUUUGGGCAUACGCAUUACACUACCAGCUUCAUCAAGGAGGGAGUCAGACUUGUAAGCAACCAGCGAGGAUAUCAUGCUCGUGACACUGUAGAAAAGGGGGCUUCCAUCUCUUCCCAUGAGUUCGAUAUCAACAAGACCAUACCACUAGAUUAG
Trichophyton benhamiae CBS 112371 is the source of this 810-nucleotide messenger RNA. RefSeq lists its product as uncharacterized. Gene Ontology annotation, molecular function: hydrolase activity. Bases 1 to 810 code for a protein of 269 amino acids. The record is from RefSeq and is a predicted model, not a curated record. The transcript has a single exon. Lineage: Eukaryota; Fungi; Ascomycota; Eurotiomycetes; Onygenales; Arthrodermataceae.